Messenger RNA from Brienomyrus brachyistius, 2166 nucleotides. RefSeq names its product very long-chain acyl-CoA synthetase-like. The coding region runs from base 94 to 1956 and encodes 620 amino acids. The record is from RefSeq and is a predicted model, not a curated record. NCBI's taxonomy places the organism in Eukaryota, Metazoa, Chordata, Actinopteri, Osteoglossiformes, Mormyridae. The transcript has 10 exons. Gene Ontology annotation, molecular function: long-chain fatty acid transmembrane transporter activity; long-chain fatty acid-CoA ligase activity.
GACUUGUAUUAGUAAGGGUAGCUGCUCCAGAUACGCACGAAUCUGCCUAUUUACUCCGCUUUAGAGUAUUUUACUGAAAAACUACAGUUCAGUAUGUACAUGUAUGCGGUCACAAUUUUGGUAAGCUUGGUUUUCUUGCAUAUACUUCUAAAGUUAUGGUUUCCUUACUUUGUGCUAGACUGCUUAUAUGUUUUGAAGACCAUAGCUUUUGGAAUGAGGAUGUCGAAAUACAAAAAGAAGCAGCCCUUCUACACUAUUUUAGAUUGUUUCUUGGAUGCAGUGAGGAGGACUCCUUGCAAACCCUUCAUAAUUUUUGAGAGCAGAACCUACAGUUAUAUGGACGUUGAUAAACAGAGUAACAAAGUUGCAAGAGCUCUAAGGAUCCAUACCGGCUUGAAACAGGGGGAUACGGUGGCUCUUUUUUUGGGGAAUGAGCCCUGCUACGCGUGGAUCUGGCUUGGCGUGGCAAAAAUAGGCUGUGCAACUGCUCUACUAAACUGCAGCAUCAGAUCCAAGUCUCUGUUGCACUGCUUCUCCUGCUCCGGGGCAAGCGUGCUCAUAGUUGCAGAAGGGCUGAAAGACGUGGUGGAGGAAAUCUUGCCGGCGUUACUGGAGCAGGACAUCGCGGUCUUAAUACUCACUAAGGGCUGUGACACGGCGGGCAUGGGGAGCCUCCUAGACAAGUUCGAGGAAGCGUCCGACGAGCCAGUGUCCGCCGCACUCCGGGCCGCGGUGUCGAGGAAGAGCCCUGCGCUGUACGUUUACACCUCGGGAACCACAGGUCUCCCCAAAGCAGCUGUAAUCACACAGGAGCGGCUGUGGGUUGCAACUUUCAUUCAGUCUCUGGCCGGAGUGACUUCUAAGGAUGUAUUGUACAUUAACCUCCCCCUCUACCACAGUGCUGGAUUCUCCAUUGGCUUUGCUGGUGCCAUUGAAAGGGGACUAACAAUCGUUCUUCGGAGAAAGUUUUCUGCCUCUAAGUUUUGGGAUGACUGUCGGAAACACAACGUCACUGUGAUCCAGUACAUCGGCGAGACCAUGCGCUACCUGUGCAACACGCAGAAGAAAGCUGAUGACAGGGACCACAGAGUGAGGCUUGCCAUUGGCAACGGGAUAAGAGCAGAUGUUUGGAAGGAGUUUCUGAAUCGAUUUGGCAGCAUCCAAGUGAGGGAGCUGUACGCCGCCACAGAAGGGAACAUCGGUUUCAUGAACCUCUCUGGGAAGCUUGGUGCAGUGGGACGUGUAAAUUACAUCCACAGAAAAAUUUUCCCCUACUUGCUGAUCAAAUAUGAUACAGAGAAGGAAGAGCCCGUGAGGAACUCUGAGGGUCUGUGUGUGGAAGUUCUCAAAGGAGAGACUGGACUGUUGGUUUCUAAAAUAACUGAAAAGGCCCCCUUUAAUGGAUACGCCAGAAAUCUCCAGCAGACGGAGAAGAAGCGACUGAGGAACGUGCUUCAGAAAGGAGACCUGUACUUCAACAGCGGAGACUUGCUUAGGAUCGAUGAGGACAACUUCAUCUACUUUCAGGACCGGAUCGGGGAUACUUUUAGGUGGAAGGGAGAGAAUGUGGCCACCACAGAAAUAGCAGAUAUCCUCAGCAUGGUUGAUUGUAUCAAGGAAGCAAAUGUGUAUGGCGUCAGAGUACCAGACCACGAGGGGAGAAUUGGAAUGGCGGCCAUCACAUUGAAAGAGGAUAAGCAGUUUGACUGUUCUAGCACGUUCAGCCAUGUUGCUAGCUACCUCCCUACGUACGCCAGGCCCCGCUUCAUAAGGAUUCAGAGUCAGUUAGACAUCACUGGGACAUACAAGCAGAAGAAAGUGAAGCUGGUCGACGAGGGAUUUAAUCCAGCUGCUAUUCAGGAUCCUCUCUAUAUCCUGGAUGAGCAAGAAAAGAGUUACAUCCCAAUGACACAAAAGACUUACAGCUUAAUAGCGUCAGGACAAAUGCAGCUGUAAAAACGUAAAAAAUUCUCCCCACAAAAUAACUCCAAACGAACAUUGCCUAUUCUUCACGUAGCUUUUCCGGAAAGGUUAUCUAAUCUCAGGGGAAUUAUAUGUGUUUAAUGAUUGUUUACAAGCAUGUAUAGAACAUGGAUGGAUGUAUAUAUAGUGUAUAGUACCAGAAAGGCACAUUUAUUUUAAUAGUAAUAAAAAUGAUUAAAAAAA